AUCAUUUCAAACAAUAAGAAUAUUUUAUUCUUAAAAAAUAAAAAAUAAUAAUAAUAAUAAAAAUAAAGUUGUUGUAUACCAUUUUAACCCAUGUUGCCCAGAUGAAUAUGUACAUAUAUCCAAGAGAGAUUUCUAUACAAAUAACAAUCCACUCAUGUAAAACAUCAGCAACAAGAAAUACAAAUUGGUUGGUAGAAUAGGCCUACUAUAUAUUAAAAGACCAGGAAAAUAGCUUGUUUAAAACCUCAAAAGAUGCAUCAUCAACUACUGCAUAAUUGCAUAAUCCCAAGCAGAAUUCACAUUCAACAACUAAAUGACAGAAUUACAGAUUCAUUUUAAUUAAAUGUAGCUUACAAAUUCAAAUAUGAAUUUCCAAAGAAACUUACAUUAGUUCAUUAGGUUUAAAUGUCUUAAAGAUGCCCACAGCUGUAUCUACAAAUAAAUAUUUCAAAAUUAUUUAACAGAAUUUUCAUAAUUGAAAUCUUUUAAGAAGAAAAAUUUAUUUUGAAUAAACGAAGAAAAAUAGAUAUUUAUGUGAGAAAUUAGUAAACAACUUCUUGCUUAGAAGAUAUAGUAACUGGUUACUUUUGCAGCUUUUCCUGAUCUUUCACAAUUCAUUACUAUUAAUAUACGUCCCAGAUACAUUCCUCCCUUAAUUUUUAAAUCAACUUACAAGGACCAGUCUUAUUCUGAAUUAUAUUAGUAUUAUUAAAAAAAAGACUAAACCCUAUGUUAAAAAUUCACUGUUUAAUUUAUAAACAUCUUUAUACUUCAGUACCACAGAUUAAGAACUUUUGGUAUCAUAAAAAAAGAACUAUAUGAAAACUAGAAUUUUUCAUCAAAUAUUGUAUGCGAAGUCCAGGGAAUUAGACAAGAAUAUUAAAAAAUUGCAUUAUAUAUUUGAGCUUGAGAGGAAACUUAACGAAAGUGACACAUUUUCAUCCCAUUUUCCUGACAUUCUAUUUACUUCAGAUAUAAUACUGACCAACAUUUUAUUUGCAAGUUUGGGUUUAAAAAUUUUGAAACAAAAAAGAAGCACUCAGGGCAUAACAGAUUUAAAAUAAAUUUUGUUCUAAUAAAAAUGAAACAUCGGUUAGACAAAAGAUCAUAAUCAGUGGUACUUUCAAAGAUACACUAAACAGUUUUGAUAUUCCAUAAUUUUCUUUGCAUUUACCUCUACACACACCUACAGCUGGUGGGAAAACAUUAAUUCAACUAACAAAAGACGUAUACUUAAAAUAAACUUCAAGAGGAAAACUGUAACAAAUUAAUUGCUCCAAAGAUACUCAUAUUUCAUGUCAAUGAGCACUACUUAAGAAUACAGAAAAAGUAGUAACUCCUUCAUAGAAAUGUAUUUCAUGUUCCCUCUUCAACAGUUGUCCUAAUACUCUCAUAAAAUGCUUUUCCUCUCAGUUUGAUAUUUACAAAACUAUUGUCCAUUUGGGAUGUAAUCUUUUACUUCAAAGAAUUUAAAUAUGCAAAGCUCAGAAGAUAUAUGCAAAUAAAUUUCAAGGAGUACAUAUGACCAAAAUAAACUUUAACAAUAAUCUUCACAUACCUAAUUAUAUACAUUCAAAAUUUUGAGUUCAAACAGACUUUAUGAUUAUGUUACUGUAUACUCAAUAUACAUUGUAGGAAAGCCAUAAAUAGAGUUUCGCAAGUUAAUUAUUUACUGACUAUUCCAAAAAAUAGUACAUAUUGACAAAACAAUAGCAGAUUUUCACAAAAUUAUUUAGAAAUACAUAAAUUAUCAGACAUGAAUAGCUGACAGAAUGGUUUCACAAACUUUCUAUUACAUUUAAUUCACAUUUCAUCUCUAAAUUACAACUUUUUUCAAAGCAAUAAUAACACGAAAACAACAUUAGAAACCAAACCAUUAAAAAAAAAAUCUUUUAAGAAUACUACAACCUAAUAUUUAAGUGUUUCAUAUUAAUUUUAUGCAAUUUAUUGUGCUUAUUGGAUUGUCAAAGAAAAACCUGUACAAUAUUUCAAUUGCUUUUAUGAAUAAUUUACAACUUUCCUGCAACAUUAAUUGUUCCUCAGCAAAAUCAGCAGUGAUCCAUGUCAUGAUCAAAAAGUUACUUGUAGUAUGUGUUUCUAUUACAAUUUCUUUGCUCAAAAGCAACUUCUGAUACAUCAAAGAAAGCAUUAACACAUUGGCACCAAGCAGACUCAAUUGAAUAGAGGCAAAUGGUAGAAAUCAUAUCCCCUUUUGCCUUUCACUGCCCAGUAGAUGUAUACAACAUGAUACGCACCAGGAAUGAAACAGAUGAAACCAGCCAGGAAAAAAACAAACCCCUGAAUGCCACUCUCCGGCAUACAUACAACCACAACCCCAGUCACCAGAAGUCCAAUUCCCACUAUAAGCAGGACAACAGCUGCUAACACCAUUUUCCAAUUUUCUCUAAUUUUUGGGUGCCUCCAACAAGACUGUGAUGGAUCAAACAUUCCAUUGUAAUAAUUUCCAUCCUGGAUGAGAGAAUCACUAUCACGGGAUAUUGUGUCGUCCAUACUCUUGAAUCGAGGGGCAGUACUAGUUAUAGUUCGUGUACUCCUACUUGGAUCUUCAAUCCUCACAAUGAUGCUAUCUUCUGAUAUGACAUUACGAUUUUUCGGUUUCAGAGGCGAUCUCUCUGUGGUGGAACCAUAAACUCUUAUAGCUUCGUCAUUUUCUUCUUCAAACGCAUCGUCGAUUGAAAAUCUUUUGUCAUUAUUACUGCCAAAAACACUCGCCAUAUUGCAGUGAUGCACAUUAACACCUUAGCACUGACAUUUGCUCGAACAGUCCUAUCUGAUCACGACCAUCUAGUAAAUAGACCAAACUAAAAACUCAGAAGCAAUUUGUCAAAUGCUCUUCAAUCCGCCAAAUUCCAAUAUAACCUAUCUCUGUCAAAUAUCUUGUGGAGUCGUCAUUACAUCUUCAUGGUCAAAUCGAACAUCAUCGAUACUGACUCGAAUCUCUGACAUCGAAAUUCCGACAUCGAUUGUAUCGAACUGCAUCAUCUGGUUUAGAGACAAACCGUCAACAUUUUGUGGAUUAAGUUGAUUUAUAAAAAUUGUGUUCAAUGUGUUUCGUACAAUGCAGUUGGCAUAUAAACAUUUUCAUUGAUUUUUUUAAUUAAAGUCAAGUGAUGUCAGUGAACGUAUGUCUGUGUAUAUUCAGAAUCGAAAUAUGCGAUGAAUAUAUGAACUCGGAAAGUGAAAAUUGCUCAGGUAAUUUCCUUUGUCUUUCUGGAGAGAAAGUGGUCGACAAAGACUCAAGAAAGCACCAUCGUUUACUACUUAUGUGUGUUGUCAAUUAAUUUGCGUGUCGAAGCACACUGUGGAGCAAUGGCUGCAGAAAAUGAUAAAGCUCGUAUAAUGCGAGGAAGAAGAGAAAUGCGUGAUAUUACAAUUGAGACCUACACAAAUGGCAAAGAGGGAACCAGCAAACUGCUUCCAAUUUCUAAAAACAAGGAUGGAAAUUCAGCCUCCACAAAACCAAAAGAAAGUGAGAGCAAAAUACGUCGCUCCUGUGAGCCAGAAUGUGCAGAAGGUAGCUACAAGUCAAGAGAUCAGAUUUCAUUUAUCUCCGGAAAUCCUUUUGUAGAAGUAACCAAGGGAAUUCUUCAUUUAUUUAAAGAAGAUGAACACACAUCAAUGGAACGGGCAUCACAUAGAAGUCAAACAGUGUGUCUCCUAGCAGUGCCAGCAACAAUGACUUGCCAUGAUCUCCUUACAUUUACAGCUGCUUGUCAUGCAGAUAUACAGCAUCUGCGAAUUGUGCGGGAUGGUGUUCCUAAUCAAUAUAUGGCGCUCAUAACAUUCCGAACUCAGCAAGCUGCAGCAGAGUUUUAUUCAACAUUCAAUGGUGCCCCUUACAAUUCUUUGGAACCUGAUUGCUGUUGCCACCUUGUGUUUGUGUCCCGAGUGGAGGUUGUAAGAGAAGAUGGGGCUAUUCCUCCUGCUGGCCACACAGAGCUGCCCACUUGCCCUGUGUGUUUGGAGCGCAUGGAUGAAAGUGUGGAUGGGGUGCUUACCAUUUUGUGCAAUCACACUUUCCAUAGUGCCUGCUUGGCUAAAUGGGGGGACACAAGUUGUCCUGUUUGCCGUUACGUGCAAACACCAGAACUGGUUGCUGAUAAUCGCUGCCUUGAGUGCCACUCUGCCGAUUCUCUGUGGAUAUGCCUCAUAUGUGGACAUGUGGGAUGUGGACGCUAUGUUCAAGGACAUGCCUUUCAACAUUAUUUAUCAACACAGCAUUGCUACUCUAUGCAGCUAGGCAACAAUCGUGUCUGGGAUUAUGUUGGAGAUAAUUUUGUCCAUCGCUUACUGCAGAAUAAAGGUGAUGGAAAAUUAGUGGAAGGUAGUGCUCCUAGUAAAGAGCCGCAGUCAGAGGACAAACUUGAUGCAGUUCAAUUGGAAUUCACUUAUCUUCUCACAUCUCAGUUAGACUCUCAACGCCUGUACUUUGAAGAAAUGCUCAGCAGGAUGGAACAGCAACUCACAUUAGAGACAGCAGAUCUGAAAGAAGAAGCUAAGAAAUUGACCCAGGAGAAUGAACAACUUGGAGCAAAAAUUGUUCAGCUAACCAAAGAGAAACAAGCUACUGAUAAAAAGUUGCAGCAAGUGACUGGGCGAUUAGCAGCAUCGCAAGCUGAACUUCAAGAAGAACGUCAAAUGAGUCGAGCAUUGCGUCAGAAUCAGACUGAAUGGCAAGCAAAAUUCUCUAAUCUGGAAAAACAAUUUUCUGAAUAUCGGGCAUCAAAAGACAAGGAACUCGCUGAUGUCAAAGAACAGCUACAAGACGUAAUGUUCUUUUUGGAGGCUCAGAAGCAAAUUGAAGCAUCGGCAGACCGUGAUGAGAUUGCUGAAGGACGUAUUGUUAUAGCUGAAGCACCACAGCAAAACGCUAAGCCAGGAAGAGGUGGUCGAAGAAGGAAGAACCGUUAACCCAUUGAGCAGAAGACAGAAGAUUGAUAAAAUACUUUGUGAUUUGCUUUUAUGAGGUCUGUUCAAUGUUUGUAUCAGAAAGUCACAAGUAUGGAAACAAUUUUCUUCAUUUCAGAAACCAUACAACUGAAAAGUUGACUUCUCUUCUCUAGGAUUUCUUUUAUGCAACUGGAUGUAACAGCUUUUAGUGAAAGCAAUGAAACCUUAUGAACGUGCACUAUGUGACAUCCAUCAGCUUUAUUGUAUAUUAUUUUUUUAGUUUGACAUGAAAAUAAAGGAAGUGGACUUGCCAAACAAUCAUAACAACUCUUUGUGAAGUUAUACAGUUAAGAAUGUGAUCUUACUUGUAAAAAAAAGUCAUUGUAAAUUGCAAAUAUCAAUAUAUAAGUUUAAAAUGUUAAGUACUUAAUUGUAGGCCUGCAUUACUGAAAAGGAUUAUUUGUGAUCAAAGAAGUGAAAUGUUCAAUAUAUUAUAGUUGCAAAUGUUGCUACUGUUGUGCCUAGGAUAUUUCAAGUGUUGUGCAAAAUAAAUUUAUUUGUUCUUCUUUUGUAUAAUUAUACUAUGAAUGUAAAUAAAUGUAAAACUAAUAUUAUUCAAAUGGAUCUUACUUAAUGGAUUUGAACACAACUCAAAAAAAUGCUUUUUAAACUGAAGAAUGCUUUAGAUGUUUUAUUGCUCAAGACAUUUGAAAUGCUAAAAAGAGCUUUGAUAUGAUCAAGGCAUCAAACGUAUAUUAUGGUGGUAUUUUGUCUGCAAUUAUGUAAUGUAAUGGUGUUAAAAAACAGUCACAUUGUUCCUUAGGAUAAAUUUAUUACAUAUUUAUUCAUAUUUUGUAAUUUCCUAUUGAAUAAUUUUGGGUUUGGGAAUAAAUAUGUUGUAAAUUCAUCAAAAUGAACAUUAUCUGUUAUUUAAUUAUUUAUAUAAUUCAAGCACUAAUUCAGUUAAUAGAAUUGUUCUGUUCAGAUUUAUAAUUAAAUCGAUGAGUUGAAAGGCACCAAGUCCUAAUUUUGAAAUUAUUGGUAAAGUAUAAAAAAUUAUAUUUGGCCUUAUUGUUUAAGAAAUUUCUUAUUUUCAAUUUUUCUAUUACUUCUCUGUUAGGUUCUAAUUUUCUCUCUUUAAAAAGAUAUCCAAUUGCACGUGUAUACUUUUUUUUUUUUUUUUUUGUUUCCUUU
This is a messenger RNA of Gryllus bimaculatus (two-spotted cricket), 6105 nucleotides long. The record is from the annotation of a GenBank genome assembly. Lineage: Eukaryota; Metazoa; Arthropoda; Insecta; Orthoptera; Gryllidae.